Babjeviella inositovora NRRL Y-12698 is the source of this 2030-nucleotide messenger RNA. RefSeq names its product PPN1 endopolyphosphatase family protein. Lineage: Eukaryota; Fungi; Ascomycota; Pichiomycetes; Serinales. The coding region runs from base 83 to 1858 and encodes 591 amino acids. The transcript has a single exon. The record is from RefSeq and is a predicted model, not a curated record.
AGCCAUUUUAGAAUUGCACAGUAUUCACAAAUCUGAUCUCUCCGGCUGUCAGAAAUGCAAAUCAAAGUUGGAGGUUGGGAAAAUGCUAUCCCUCACACGGCCAGAUUUGGUUUCUCAGGUGUUUACUCAAUGGUGCCUAGAGACUAGUGGCUCACCGGUUCACUGCCAAGCCAAAUACGGUAGUGAGGAACUCGAAGGGUCGAACUUGGGGACUGAUUUUACAAGACUCUUGCAAUUAAUGCAUCCGGGGGGUUAUGAUGGCGAUUACUACUGUUACUACCACGACAAAAAAUGUAACAUUUUCCCAUCAACUCCCGAUAUUGAUCUCAGCUCGUGGUUUCCACCAAAACGCAGAAGUCUCAUGUCUACCAUAAAGCCACAGGGGAAGACAUUCAAUGUUCUCCAUAUCAGCAACAUGAAUCUCCAAGUAGAUUAUAUGUUGGGAUCCGAAUCCAACUGCACCGGAAGGAUAUGCUGUGACUCAAGUAGCCAAAAUCUAGAUCAACCCCCUGAAAAUUACAACUACUUUGACUGUAACGACCCUUCCAAGGGAUUGUCAUUCUAUGCCAGCUCGUAUCGUUCCGGGAAAUUUUCCAAGGGUCCUUAUCUCGACCUUCACAAAAUUUACGAACGUAAUCGCAAGGUGUGGCUUCCCGCUCAUGAAUUUGGGGCCUACAGGUGCGACUCUUCCGAAAUUCUAAUAAACAACACCCUUCAAGCGAUUCAAAACUUUCACCAAAACCACCUUAACUUUGAGUUUGCAAUUCUCACAGGAGGCUUGGUAGACGACUUGGAGCCGGCCUCUUGUAAUGCUGAAAAGGUAGCUAAGGCCGAGACCCGAGCGCUCCAGUACUAUAAGCACUAUCUAAAAGAUGUUCCCUUGGUCCUUGCCUUGGGUCAUCAUGAUAUAUACCCCUAUGGUCAGCUUGCACAAUGGGAUUCUGGUCGCAGUGACAUCAAUGAAAACACCUUUGACUACCUUGCAGACCUUGUUUACGAUCACGGGUGGCUCGGCAUGACAGAAAAGCGUAAACUCAAAGCAAACUACUUUGGUUAUUCUACCACCACCACUCGAGGGUUAAAGGUCAUCUCACUCAAUUCCAACAUAUGGUACACCCAGAAUGUGUAUGCCUUCUGGAAUACCACCUCCAUUGAUAUGUACGGCCAGUUCAAGUUCUUGGUGGAUGAGCUUGUUGCGUGUGAAAAGACAAACCAGAGGGCUUGGAUUAUCGCCAGUAUUCCUACCAAUCAAGAUGCCCUCCCGAUUCCUUCCAAAGUGUUCCGAAUGAUUGUUGAACGAUUCUCACCUGCCACCAUUACAGGAAUCUUUCUUGGCCAUAGCCAUCGGGACGAAUUCCAAGUCCUAUACGCGGGAGAUGGUUCCGACGCUAAAUCUGUAGAAAAGGCGGUCAAUUUUGCCUGGAUUGGUCCCUCAAUUUCUCCGGCUGGGGGUGUUAACCCGUCGUGGCGGUACUACUCGGUAGACACUGAGACCUUCCAGGUCAUGAAUUCGUAUAACUUUUUAACCAAACUCGAUGAAACGUUUAGAAACGAAGGAGAGGAGCCAAUCUGGGAAUUUGAGUAUUCAGCGAGGGAAAUAUACGACGCAUUGAAUGAGUGGGGAGAAGACCAACCCUUGAAUGCAGAAUUCUGGCACCAUGUCGCGGAAAAGAUAAAAAACAAUUCUGAUGGUGAAGAAGGGAUCUUUCAGCGAUUUGUCGAUUUCCAAUACAGAUCUUCGCCGUAUACCCCAAUCUGCAACGAAAUAAAGGGUGGAAGACAGGAAACGUACUGUGAAGUUUCGUCGUUCACCGUUGAUCAGCGACGGGAGUGCUUGGGCUUGGUCGAGGAAUAUUGACAGAUGGAAGACACUUUGGGGUUCUAGAUGUUUCUGACUGAAAUGAGCUUGUAAAAGAAUGGAAGGAAUCUCAAGGACACACCUUGGCUAGUUGAAUACGAUGUCACACUCGAAUUUCUUCUAUUGUUUGUGUUGGGCUCAUUGUUAUAGUAAAGAAUCAAGAGAACCGUUU